Messenger RNA from Cucurbita maxima (winter squash), 760 nucleotides. RefSeq lists its product as uncharacterized. Lineage: Eukaryota; Viridiplantae; Streptophyta; Magnoliopsida; Cucurbitales; Cucurbitaceae. The transcript has 4 exons. Gene Ontology annotation, molecular function: cysteine-type endopeptidase inhibitor activity. The record is from RefSeq and is a predicted model, not a curated record. The coding region runs from base 212 to 688 and encodes 158 amino acids.
AUUUGAUUAUUUAUUAAUUUAAAUAAAUAGAUAAAACAUUUUGAUGGGCCUACCUCUUUAACCCAGCUUCCCAAGCCUGUUUAUUUAGCCCAGCAACACCCGCCCAAACCUAUUUGAAGGGCUUCAAAACUUACUAUCUUCAUUCCUCAUUUCCUUCCUCUCUUCUCUGCGUUUGCUCUUCGUCAAUUUCACGAAGGUACUUCUGGAUUUGAUGGCUUCUUCAUCCCACAUUUUGGAGGAAGAGAAAGAAGAGAUAGAUUCAGAUGAUGAAUUUUUUCAAGACGGUUACCAUACUAUCACUAAAAAAGAAGAGAUGGAAUAUUUUUGUGCUGUCAAUGAAUCCCAGGGUUUUGAUGUACCAUAUUUUGGUGCCGUCUAUGCAUUUGGUCUCAUCACUCCAAUGAAAUUGCAUGGGUUCCCGGAGUUGUUUAAAGAGGUUCAAAUCUCAGCAAAUGAAGCUAUCAAACAUUACAACAGCGAAAAUGGAACUAAUUUUGAAGUUGUAGACAUUGUGAAGGCUAAUCACGAGGGGUGCUGUGGCUCAAUGUAUUACAUCACAUUUAAUGUGAAGCCGAUUGGAACUUCAGCAGAAUUUCCCUCGAUAACCUUCCAAGCUAAAGUUUAUUAUGCUAUUCCUAUCAAAGAUAUUAUAGAAGUUGAACUUUGCAGGCCAAAGCCCUCUAAUUAGCAAGAGAUAAGCUAGUCAUUACAAGCUUUUUAACAUAAUAUUUUGUUUGGUUAUGAGGUCACUUUGUACUGU